Molecule: messenger RNA, 3401 nt
Organism: Grammomys surdaster
Lineage: Eukaryota; Metazoa; Chordata; Mammalia; Rodentia; Muridae
Gene: Plbd2
Product: phospholipase B domain containing 2
Exons: 12
Coding region: 6-1772 (588 amino acids)
Biological process (GO): phospholipid catabolic process
Cellular component (GO): extracellular region
Molecular function (GO): glycerophospholipase activity
Source: RefSeq, a predicted model, not a curated record
UCGCGAUGGCGGCCCCCAUGGACCGGAGCCCCGGCGGCCAGGUGACCCGGGCGCUGCGGCGGGCGCUGGCGUUGGCCUCGCUGGCCUCGCUGGCCGGGCUAUUGCUGAGCGGCCCGACGGGCGCUCUCCCCACCCUGGGGCCCGGCUGGCAACGCCAAAACUCCGAUCCUCCCGUCUCCCGCACCCGCUCGCUGCUGCUGGACGCCGCGUCGGGCCAGCUGCGCCUGGAGGAUGGCUUCCACCCCGACGCGGUGGCCUGGGCCAACCUCACCAACGCCAUCCGCGAGACCGGGUGGGCCUAUCUGGACCUGAGCACAAAUGGCAGCUACAAUGACAGCCUGCAGGCCUAUGCAGCUGGUGUGGUGGAGGCCUCUGUGUCCGAGGAGCUUAUCUACAUGCACUGGAUGAACACGGUGGUCAAUUACUGCGGCCCCUUCGAAUACGAAGUCGGCUACUGUGAGAAGCUCAAGAGCUUCCUGGAGGCCAACCUGGAGUGGAUGCAGCGGGAGAUGGAGCUUAGCCCGGACUCUCCAUACUGGCACCAGGUGCGGCUGACCCUCCUGCAGCUGAAAGGCCUGGAGGACAGCUAUGAAGGCCGCUUAACCUUCCCAACUGGGAGGUUCACCAUCAAACCCUUGGGGUUCCUCCUGCUGCAGAUUUCUGGAGACCUGGAAGACCUAGAGCCAGCCCUGAAUAAGACCGACACCAAGCCUUCCCUGGGCUCCGGUUCCUGCUCUGCCCUCAUCAAGCUGCUGCCUGGCGGGCAUGACCUCCUGGUGGCGCACAACACGUGGAACUCCUACCAGAACAUGUUACGAAUCAUCAAGAAGUACCGGCUGCAGUUCCGGGAGGGGCCGCAAGAGGAGUACCCCCUGAUUGCUGGCAACAACUUGGUUUUUUCGUCUUACCCGGGCACCAUCUUCUCCGGCGAUGACUUCUACAUCCUGGGCAGUGGGCUGGUCACCCUGGAGACCACCAUCGGCAACAAGAACCCAGCCCUGUGGAAGUACGUGCAGCCCCAGGGCUGUGUGCUGGAGUGGAUUCGGAACAUCGUGGCCAACCGCCUGGCCUUGGAUGGAGCCACCUGGGCAGAUGUCUUCAAGCGCUUCAACAGCGGCACGUACAAUAACCAGUGGAUGAUUGUGGACUACAAGGCCUUCAUCCCCGGCGGACCCAGCCCUGGAAGCCGGGUGCUUACCAUCCUAGAACAGAUCCCGGGCAUGGUGGUGGUGGCCGACAAGACUGCGGAGCUCUACAAGACGACCUACUGGGCUAGCUACAACAUCCCGUACUUUGAGUCUGUAUUCAACGCUAGUGGGCUGCAGGCCCUGGUGGCCCAGUACGGAGAUUGGUUCUCCUACAACAAGAACCCUCGAGCCAAGAUCUUCCAGAGGGACCAGUCACUGGUGGAGGACACAGACACCAUGGUCCGGCUCAUGAGGUACAAUGAUUUCCUUCACGAUCCUCUGUCGUUGUGUGAAGCCUGCAGCCCGAAGCCCAACGCGGAGAACGCCAUUUCUGCCCGCUCUGACCUCAACCCCGCUAAUGGCUCCUACCCAUUUCAGGCCCUGCGUCAGCGCGCCCAUGGUGGCAUCGAUGUGAAGGUGACCAGCUUUACACUGGCUAAAUCCAUGAGCAUGCUGGCAGCCAGCGGCCCCACGUGGGACCAGUGUCCUCCAUUCCAGUGGAGCAAGUCGCCAUUCCACAGCACGCUGCACAUGGGCCAGCCUGAUCUUUGGACGUUCUCACCCAUCAGGGUCCCGUGGGACUGAGAAUCUGCCUCCGCCCAGCUGCCUUCAUUUUGUGUGGCCAGUGGGGUCACACACCUGCCGUCCACCCCCGGGGUCCUGUCUUCACUAGACUCUGAUCCUAGCGGCUUUCUUCACAAGGUUACAACCCAAUGGGCUCGGAGCUGACUCGGUCCCCGAGCCCUCUGCCCCUUCAUGGCUCUUCCUCCCUGUCCCUGUCACCAGCAGGCUAGGGCUUACGCUUGGCUGUGGGCCUGGUGGGGUCCUGGGUAGCAUUCUCCUAGUGCUGGUCCUUCAGCAUGCUUGUGAACUGAUUGGGGACAUUAUGGUUGUCACUACUGGCCUGCGGGCCUGUCACCUUGGGGGGGCAGCCCCUGUGUCCCCUUCUCUGGGCAGCUUCCCUAAGUGCAGGAGCUUGAAAACAAAAAUCAAAGCUUCUGGCUGCUUGUAGCUGGAGGGUCUUGAGUUCUUUCAGCAGGAGGGAUGGACCAUCACCCCAUCCUCCUACCCCUACAGCCAAGCCCGCCUCUGGCCUCCUGGUAGGUGUCCCCGGUUGUGUGCCAUGGACAGCAAAGCCCAGGCCAUGCUUCUGUUAAAUGGGCCUUGUGGGGCAGUGAUACACCCUGUCAUCCACUGCUGUUUCCUUUCACCUGUCCUUUCUCUCUGUGUUGGUCCACACAUCUGUCCAUCUGCAUCAACAGCCACCUGCCUGUCUGUCCACACCUGUCUACUGUCUGCCUCUCCAUCUGUCCAUCCUCACCCGCUCACCCACCCGUCCACCCAGAACCGCACAUCUCUUUCCUUUGGCUUUGCUCUCAGUGUGGUCUUGAACUUGUGGCUGCCUGCCUUCACUGCUCACAUGCUGGAUUACAUGUAUGGACCACCGUGCCUUUUUCCUGUUUUUCAUCAGUCCACCCAUCUGUCUGUUCCUCUAUCUCUUCGGAGGUCCAUUUAUCCCUGUUAGUCUUUCUGCUCAGCAUCUGUCUCAAGUGUAUUCUGGGUCCUAGUCUGCCCCGUCCUGCUAAUCACUAAGACCCUAAAUCCUAGACCCAGAGACCCACGUGAAACCAAGUCCCCUGUGUGGGGCCUAGAGAGCUCACAGCCUAUGAACCCUGAGACGCGUGCGUGGCUUUACCCCAGCCAGCCCAAGCCUGCUGUGUGUUCUGAGUUUCGUUGGUAGUGGGGAUUGCGUUUUCUGUGUCAGGUUCAUGUCACCAUCCCUGCCCUGAAGGCAAGUGUGCAGGGUCGGUUUUCCACACACCGGGGUGGGACCGUAGGUGUUUUCAGGAUGUCCUUCUGUGACUUCAUACAUUAACAUGUGGUGGCCUUGCCUACGCGUCUCCCAGCUGCUUUGUGCCCCACCCUAGGUCCCUGUGUGGCUUAGCUGUGGUCCUCUCUCCUGACUUAUGAAUGUGUGGGUCCCACUCUACAGCAGUUCGCUGGAGACCCAAGUCCCCAGAGAGAGGGGAACAGCGUUCCUCUGAGAGCCGGGGAAGGUGUGACUGGGUGGAAAGGAGACUGAGCAAAGCAAGGAGCCAACAUCCUUCCCAGCACUCAGAGGAUGAGGCAGGAGGAUCUCCAGUUUGAGGCCAGCCAGCGUGGGCUGCACAAAGACCCAUGUCAAGAACAAAGCUCAAAAGAUCUCUUUAUAAA